AUGAAACAGCUCAUGUGCUUUCUCUUCUGGUUGUUUCUGUCGGAGGCCCACGGCUUGGAAAUCCCCACAAAUGAACUUCCUGAAUUUGCAGAAUAUGGCGACCUUGUGGAAACGGCCCCAGGCAAAUUUCAAUUUGUUCCAGAGAACCGGAGGUAUCAGAGAAGCGUUUCUGGAGACUCUGGAGAAACGAUGGGUGAUGUUGACCAAGUAACACUUUAUAGCUACAAAGUUCGGUCCACAAUUACAUCUCGUAUGGCCAAUACUGUCAUCCAGAGCAAGAUGGUUAACAACUCGCCACUACCUCAGAAUGUCAUGUUUGAUGUUCAGAUUCCCAAAGGAGCUUUCAUUUCCAACUUUAACAUGACGGUUGAUGGCACAACAUUUACCAGUUCCAUUAAGGAGAAAUCUACAGGCCGAGCACUCUACUCACAGGCACGAGCAAAAGGCAAGACCACUGGACUGGUGAGGAGCAGGGCUCUCGAUAUGGAGAACUUCAAAACCGAAGUGAACAUUCUCCCUGGAUCAAAGGUGCAGUUUGAACUUCAGUACCAAGAGGUGAAGUGGAGGAGACUGGGAUCCUAUGAACACAGGAUUCAUCUGCAGCCUGGGAGACUGGCCAAACACUUGGAGGUGGAUGUGUGGAUUAUUGAACCCCAGGGAAUGAGAUUUCUUCACGUUCCCAACACAUUUGAAGGACAUUUUGAAGGUGUUCCAGUCAUAUCUAAAGGAAACCAAAAGGCACAUAUCUCCUUCAAGCCCACAGUAGCACAGCAAAGAAAAUGCUUUAACUGCUCUGAGACAGCAGUGGAUGGAGAGCUGGUGGUGAUGUAUGAUGUGAACAGAGAAGAGAAAGCUGGUGAACUUGAGGUUUUUAACGGGUAUUUUGUCCACUUCUUUGCUCCUGACAACCUGGAACCAAUUCCAAAAAAUAUCCUCUUCGUUAUUGACGUCAGUGGCUCCAUGUGGGGAAUUAAAAUGAAGCAAACUGUGGAAGCUAUGAAGACCAUAUUGGAUGACCUAAGAGCUGAAGACCAAUUCUCUGUAGUUGAUUUCAACCACAACGUUCGAACAUGGAGAAGUGAUUUGGUUUCAGCCACUAAAACACAGGUUGCAGAUGCCAAGAAGUACAUUGAGAAAAUCCAGCCUAAUGGAGGCACAAAUAUCAAUGAAGCACUUCUACGAGCAAUCUUUAUUUUGAAUGAAGCCAAUAACCUGGGAUUACUGGACCCCAACUCAGUCUCUCUGAUCAUUUUGGUUUCUGAUGGGGACCCAACAGUAGGAGAACUUAAAUUGUCAAAAAUUCAGAAAAACGUGAAACAGAACAUUCGCGACAAUAUCUCCUUGUUCAGUUUGGGGAUAGGAUUUGAUGUUGACUAUGAUUUUUUGAAAAGACUCUCCAAUGAAAAUCGUGGAAUUGCUCAAAGGAUUUAUGGAAACCAGGACACUUCUUCUCAACUUAGGAAGUUCUAUAACCAAGUCUCGACACCAUUGCUCCGGAAUGUCCAGUUCAACUAUCCUCAUGCAGCAGUAACGGAUGUCACUCAGAACAGUUUCUACAACUAUUUUGGAGGCUCAGAGAUUGUGGUGGCAGGAAAAGUUGACCCGACUAAACUGGAGCAAAUGCAGAGUAUUAUCACCGCAACGACGGCCAGCACAGACUUGGUCCUGGAAACCCUGGCACAGAUGGAUGACUUAGAAGAUUUCCUAUCAAAAGAUAAGCAUGCAGACCCUGAUUUCACCCGAAAAUUGUGGGCUUAUCUAACAAUCAACCAACUCCUAGCUGAAAGAAGCCUGGCUCCUACAGCUGCUGCCAAAAGGAAAAUUACAAGGACAAUCCUGCAGAUGUCUCUGGAGCAUCACAUUGUAACCCCGCUCACUGCAAUGGUGAUUGAGAAUGACGCUGGCGAUGAGCGGAUGCUGGCAGACUCCCCCCCACAUGACCUCGCCUGCUGUUCAGGCGCUCUGUAUUAUGGAAGCAGAGUCUCUCCAAGUGCAGUCCCACCAUGGGCCAACCCUUCACCAACACCAGAGACCUCCCAGCAUGCAAUAGGAGCUCCAGUGAUUGAGACAACACCUCCUCAUGUAAUAAGAGUUGAAAAUGAUCCACACUUCAUAAUUUACCUUCCAAAAAGCCAAAAGAAUAUUUGUUUCAAUAUUGACUCAGAACCUGGAAAAAUUCUCAACCUGGUGUCUGAUCCAGAGUCAGGGAUUUUGGUCAAUGGUCAGCUCGUUGGUGCCAAGAAGCCCAAGAACAAUAAAUUAAGCACCUAUUUUGGAAAGCUGGGAUUUUAUUUCCAAAGUGAAGACACAAAAGUAGAAAUCAGCACUGAGACCAUUACGCUGAGUCGUGGUUCCCACGUGUCUGUCCUGUCCUGGGCUGACACAGCACGCUUCACUAGUCAGAGGGUGCUUGUCUCAGUGAAGAAAGAAAAAACUGUAACUAUCACCCUCAAUAAAGAGCUCUCCUUUUCUGUUUUACUUCACCGAGUAUGGAAGAAGCAUCCGGUCAAUGUAGACUUUUUGGGGAUCUACAUUCCCCCCACAAACAAGCUUUCACCAAGUGCACAUGGACUGAUCGGCCAGUUCAUGAAUGAGCCUGAGAUACAUAUUUUCAAUGAGAGGCCAGGAAAGAACCCUACAAAGCCAGAAGCAAGCAUGGAAGUGAAAGGACACAAGCUGAAUGUCACCAGAGGCUUGCAGAAAGACUAUAGAACCAAUAUUGUAUUUGGAACUGAUGUCCCCUGCUGGUUUGUACAUAACAGUGGAAAAGGUUUCAUUGAUGGACAUUACAAGGAUUACUUUGUGCCUCAGCUCUAUAGCUAUCUCAAAUGGCCAUAA
Molecule: messenger RNA, 2838 nt
Organism: Elephantulus edwardii (Cape elephant shrew)
Lineage: Eukaryota; Metazoa; Chordata; Mammalia; Macroscelidea; Macroscelididae
Gene: ITIH2
Product: inter-alpha-trypsin inhibitor heavy chain 2
Exons: 21
Coding region: 1-2838 (945 amino acids)
Biological process (GO): hyaluronan metabolic process
Molecular function (GO): serine-type endopeptidase inhibitor activity
Source: RefSeq, a predicted model, not a curated record